GCUCGGAGCGCUGACCGGGCGGUCCCGGAGCCCUGCCCGGCCCCGCCGCGGGCGCAGGCCGCAGGGCGCAUGGAGCGGGCCGGGCCCGGCGGCGCGAUGGCGGCGGCGCUGAGGGCGGCCAAGCAGCAGCUGCGGGCGGAGCUGCGGCAGCGCCUGCGGGCGCUCAGCGCGGCCGAGAAGCAGCGGCAGUCCCGCCUGCUCGGGCGCAAGGUGAUUGACCAUCCCAAGUACCAAGAAUCCAAAAGAAUUGCAAUCUUCCUGAGCAUGCCAGAUGAAGUCCAGACAGAAGAGAUCAUUAAGGACAUUUUUAAGCAAGGCAAAGAAUGUUUCAUCCCCCGUUACAAACCUCAGAGUAAUCACAUGGACAUGCUGAAGUUAUCAUCAGCUGAAGACAUUUCUUCACUUGCUUUGACAUCCUGGAAUAUUCUUCAGCCCAGUGAUGAUGACACUGCAAGAGAGGAAGCUCUUGCUGGUGAAAAGCUUUUCUGUAGGGGUUCCAGCCAUUGCUCUUUCAACCUUUACAAUCUCUCUGAUGUUAUUCUGGAAGAAAAAAGAUGCCUGGGAGAAAAUUUUAUGCCCAGGAGGUCUUGACCUUAUCUUCAUGCCAGGCCUUGGGUUUGACAAAAAAGGCAACAGAUUGGGAAGAGGGAAAGGAUAUUAUGAUACCUAUCUUGAAAGAUGUAUGAAACAUCCCCGUGGAAAGCCUUACACGAUUGCUUUGGCUUUUAGAGAACAGAUUUGUGAAUCAGUGCCUGUGACAGAAAAUGAUGUUCCAAUAGAUGAAAUCCUUUAUGAAGAUUGCUGAAAGUGUUUUGAUACCAACCCACCUCCAGAUCAAGCAAACAAAGGUGUCAUAUCCAUCAAUCAUGUUUUUUUAAUAAUUGUCAUAUAUGACUUUGGGACCAAUAAAAUAUACUAUUUGUGUUUGGGGACAAAAACCUCAAAAAGAAUAUAACUGUGGUAAUAGUAGUGAGGAUUGUGUUGAUUUGCUUCUAAUUUGCAAAUGGAUGGUGUUAAUUUGUAUCCUAGAAUCAAUACACACAAGAAUGAGUGUCUAUUACAGUAAGGACCAUUUCUUCUCAUAGUAUUUGUGAGGUACAAGCUCCUUGAUACUUAAGAGUUUUAUUAUCUGGUUUAAAAGUGAACUGUCCAGUAAUGACAGUUCUUGAUCCAUUCUGGAAUUCGAUACUUGUUAUUGUAAAAGUUCUUACUACUUAAAUAUUGUGUGCAUCCAUGAUCAAAACAAGAAAUUAAUGGAGACAUCUUAGAGGAAGCUGGGCAAAAAUGGUGAUGGAAAAAAGCCUUAAUUAAUUUUAUGUAUGCAGGAAAUUUGACUGUUUACUUGGCUCCUUGCAGUUGUCUUAAAAUAGAGGGAGUUAAUAAAAAAAGGUUGAUGUCCAUAACUUUGGUAUGUUCUUUCCUUUAUCUGAAUAUAAGAUUGUAAUGUCUAAAAUGUGAUCAGGGAAUUCUCUAUCUGGAGACAGCUCUUUUUUGGUAAAAUAAUAUUCAAAAUUACUUUAAGUUCUCUAAUUUUGUACAUAAACUAUUCAUAAUGUCCCAAAAUACUUUGUGGUGCUAUGCUAAAAAUAAGAGAUGCUGAGAAUUGCAGAGAGCAGACUUUAUGGAUGAAAUAAAUUUUUGGGUGGAAGGCUGGUUGUUCUCUGCUUCUCCAUGCACAAUCAUGGAAAUCCAGAAGAUAGCAAGUUUCCUCUGCACACUGUGCUUGUAGUAUAAGAACACAGUAUUUCCAAUCAGGAUCAGUCAAACUGUCAGAAUUUUGUGUUCCUUCUUCAAUGCAACUUCACCUUUUCUGUGCAUGUUUAACUCUUCCCUCAAUCAAUAAAUCAGUGUGUUUGUUUUCACCAAA
This is a messenger RNA of Oenanthe melanoleuca, 1867 nucleotides long. It is a transcript of the gene MTHFS, whose product is annotated as methenyltetrahydrofolate synthetase. The transcript is spliced from 4 exons. Lineage: Eukaryota; Metazoa; Chordata; Aves; Passeriformes; Muscicapidae. The record is from RefSeq and is a predicted model, not a curated record. Bases 70 to 591 code for a protein of 173 amino acids. Gene Ontology annotation, cellular component: mitochondrion. Gene Ontology annotation, biological process: tetrahydrofolate interconversion; folic acid-containing compound biosynthetic process. Gene Ontology annotation, molecular function: 5-formyltetrahydrofolate cyclo-ligase activity.